Messenger RNA from Salmo salar (Atlantic salmon), 1173 nucleotides. RefSeq names its product galactose-specific lectin nattectin. The record is from RefSeq and is a predicted model, not a curated record. NCBI's taxonomy places the organism in Eukaryota, Metazoa, Chordata, Actinopteri, Salmoniformes, Salmonidae.
UACAGGUGAUCAUGCUGAAGAACAGAUGGGUUACAGGUGAUGAUGCUGAAUGACAGAUGGGUUACAGGUGAAGGGUACACAAAUAUUAUAGUGGGUUAUGACACUGCUGCAGAAUCACACAUAUUUAAAUAUGAUAAAUGAUGUUUUAAUCUCUAAACAGAUUAUGAAUUGUAUUAAUCUUAAAUAUUCCCAUUACACAGUCAAUUCAGGAAAUGAAUUUAAAUUCCAUUUCAAUUGAAAGGAUGAGAGAGAGAGAGAGAGAGAGAGAGAGAAAAAAAUGGAGGGAGGGGUCUGACUGGAUGGGUCCUUAAAAAGGAGAGGAGGAAGAGGUAGAACUCAACUCACAGGCAGGACAGAGAGAGAGAGACUAGAACUCAACUCACAGGCAGGACAGAGAGAGAGAGAGAGACUAGAACUCAACUCACAGGCAGGACAGAGCGAGAGAGAGAGAGAGAGAGAGAGAGACAGAGAGAGAGAGACUAGAACUCAACUCACAGGCAGGACAGAGAGAGAGAGAGACCCAGUGAAGACCUUUGAAGAUCUCUGAAGAAGUGAAGCUACAACUGAAGACUUCAGAAGGAGACUAUCACCAUGGCGAUGUUGACCACUCUUCUGCUUCUCAGCGCUGUCUUUGCUCUGGGAGAUGCAAGGGGUAGCAGAGAGAGGCAUCACAGAGUCUGCCCACCUGGCUGGCCCAGAUAUGCGACACACUGCUAUCACUACGUCCCCGUCCAGACCACAUGGCCAGAGGCAGAGAGGAAAUGUUUGCUCCUGGGAGGUAACCUGGCGUCAGUGCACAGCCUUCCCCAGUAUCGUUUCCUUCAGUCUGUCAUCAGUAAUAGUACCGGUAAAGUCCAGCGCACCUGGAUUGGAGCCAACGAUGCCAUCGAGGAGGGUCUUUGGCUGUGGAGCGACGGGUCCAGGUUUAACUACCAGAACUGGGCCCCGGGUCAACCCUCUAACUCCGACCAUUUUGUUGUGAAAGACAACACGAACUGCCGGGAGCAUUGCAUGGAGAUGAAUUAUGGAGCUUCCCGCGGUCAGAAUGAUGCCCCCUGCUGGUACAAACGUCCAUUCCUGUGUUCCAGAAAGCGCUGAUGUCCACAUUUUGGGAGAGACAACAUUGGAGAAGCUCUCAGAUUGUUUUAAAUAAAGGCACCGUCUGCAAUGUUA